CCCAUUCGUAUCAAUCUUUCCACUGAAUUUGCAUUCGGAGAUAUGCUGCAGCAACUCAUCCUUGGAAUAGUAAGCAUAUCUCGAACCUUUUUCAUGUUCCCCAGUGCACCUCCACGUUUUGCACUGAUGGGCUCGGAUGUGCUCGAGUAAUCCCUCUUUGUAAGGGAAGGUUGUGACUCGAUUUCAUGUGACCGAACCACGCUCUUGAGGAAGCGAAUGAGGGUCGAGACUCCCGGCAUUCUUCCGCCAAGCAAACAUAUGGCUGGAGAUCUUGUCGAUAAUGAUGUCUUCCUUUAUCAGACCACCUCUUCUGAGUGGUAUGUAAAACAGAGCGAUCAACGACUUGAUGGCACCAUUCACAAGAUGCAUAAUCCUCGCCUGAUCUGAAUUUGGGAAGAUCAGGCUCUCUGGGCUGAUCAACAUGUCUUGUUAAGGUUUUGGGGGGCUUUGAUUGAGUAAUACUCGGAGCUAUGACCUGCUCCAAGUCCAAAGGUAAAAGCGUAGUAUCAAUCGAAGACGCAGGAAUGACCAUAGCUACUUUUCUUCCUUUUUUUCUAGCUUCAUCACCCCCCAUUUCGAAAGAGAAUUGUACCUGGGUCUCUGAUAGGCUCUCGAUUCCAGUGUUUUGGACGACACUCUGAAUGCCAGUAGCGAGAGAUUCAGAUUUGGAAUUCGCCUUGUUCCGAUAUACCUCGUAACGAAGCUUGGCAUAUCUGUCUGUCGUUGAGUCGACGAGCUGUUUUCUUAAAGUCUCUGCUGAGUUUGGAUAUAGAAAAUCGAGAACAAGGGAUAUACGGUCCUCAAACUCGGAUAACGGUACGAGUUCAGGGUAUUGUGAUGCAAAUCUACGCGCUCGUGCUGUGGCGAUAGAUCUUGAAGAAGAUCUGAUAGCAACACCAGUCUUGUUUAAUCGUGUAAUGGCCUCACUGAUCCCGGGAAAAAUUUCCGUGGUAAGAGAUGGUGGUGAUGUGUUGGUGACUUGUCCAUUUGCAUUUGGCAGGUCGUGGAU
Molecule: messenger RNA, 1009 nt
Organism: Periconia digitata
Lineage: Eukaryota; Fungi; Ascomycota; Dothideomycetes; Pleosporales; Periconiaceae
Source: the annotation of a GenBank genome assembly